Messenger RNA from Plasmopara halstedii, 171 nucleotides. RefSeq lists its product as uncharacterized. The record is from RefSeq and is a predicted model, not a curated record. The transcript has 2 exons. Lineage: Eukaryota; Oomycota; Peronosporomycetes; Peronosporales; Peronosporaceae. Bases 1 to 171 code for a protein of 56 amino acids.
AUGUCUUCCUUACUUUUCGCGCACGGUAUUCAUAAUCAGACAAAAGUAGGACAGUUGCCAAAGGCUGGCAAAGCUGAUGAGGCAUUAGGAAGUUUUCAUCCUUCGUCAUUCGCAGAACCCACUCCAUAUAACUUUCUAGAUAUCUCAAUCGCAACGCAGGAUUUCACAUGA